GUCAACUUUAAAGUGCUAUAAAACUAGUGGCCUUCUCCGGUGGUGUUGUCUGACUUCUGGGCCUUUAGUAAGUAGCUGAGAGAAAGGUAGCUUUGGUGGAGAGAAAAAAAGGAGGAAAACAUGAGACAAGCUGUGUGUUUAAUGCCUAAUGCCAUCUGUUCAUUUCCAAUGGAUCCAGACUUGCAGGAGGCUUUCAACGAUGUUCAGAGCUCCAUCUACAGAACAGCCCUAAAACUGCGCUCAGUACAAAGUCUAUGCCAGUUGGAUUUGAUUGAUGUUUCUCUGAUUCAGCACAUCCUGUCAAGCGAACAGAGCCAGAGGGAAAAGCAGAUUUCUCUGAAAGUGCAGCAGAUCUCUGGAAUGCUGACAGAACUGUUCCAAAGGGUGAGAUUAGAAAAACCAGGCCAGGUAGAUCCAAGAGCCACUGAGUUCACGUUGAGCCUGCUAGCUGCCAUGUAUGACAGAUGUGGAACAGGUUAUAUCAAAGCUAGAUCUGCUGCAGCUGCCCUAAUUGCCCUUUCAGGAGACACUCUGCUGGCUAAAUACAGAGCUUUCUUUCAGUUUUAUGCUGUCUCUGAUGGGAAGAUAGCCUUGAUUACCCGUAGUGCCCUGAGAAGCCUACUAACAGACUUAAAUCAGAUACCAGCCAUUGUGGGAGAAGGCUGCACUCUGUCUUGUGUGGAAAUUGCAACUCGCAGCUGUUUCCAUGGGGUUCUGAAUUCAGCAAUUGUUGAAGAAAAAUUCGUGUCUUGGCUAAGAUCAGAGCCUGCUGUUCUCCUGUGGCUCCCUACGUGUUACAGAUUAUCAGCCACAGCAAUGGUUUCACACCAAGCCAGAUGUAGAGUCUGCAAAAUUUUCCCCAUUACAGGCCUCAGGUAUCGCUGUCUGAAGUGCCUCAAUUUUGACCUUUGCCAAGUCUGCUUUUUCACUGGCCGUCUCAGCAAACCACAUAAGAGGUCACAUCCUGUUAUGGAACACUGUGUGCAGAUGUCAGCAAAGGCGAAUGCAAAGCACUUUCUCCGCACCAUCAGAAAUAACCUGUUUCAAGAACGCUGCAGCAGAAAGGAGUCUCAGAGAAGGAGGGCUCUGGAGGUAGUGGAGGAGAUGCACUUCCAUACUCACAAAAAGACUUUUCCCCCUGCAGAACUCAGUGCUUCACCACUACGGCCUGAAAACCUGUCUUUCCCAGUGGACAGACCUGUCCUGGAGUCACCAGAGUUCAUGUCUGAAAACAGAACUGUAGGGCAGAAGAGUGAGAAUAACAGCAAGACACCAGAGCAAGGCAAGACAGAAACUCAGGCAAUAGCCUCUUUUGAAGCAGAUGUGUUAAAAAUGCACGAAUCCAUUAGAAGUAUUCAUCAUGAGAGCAGGUACAUGAAGAAGCAGUUCUACAAGUGGAAGGGCAAAAUGCAAUUCCUUCACAACUGUCAGGAAGACAAAAGCUGCAAAAUAGAGGAAAAGCUCCAAAGCCUGAGAGCAAGCCAUGAAAACUUACAAAUGAAGCUGCAGCAAAUGAAGCAAGAAGUAAAGACAAUGUUCCAGUCAUCAGAGCAUCCUUUUGGACAGUGUCAAUAUAUGAUGCAAAGAAAUCCUCAGGUCCUGCUGGAAAGGAGAGUGCAGGGGGGAUUGAAUCCUCCCCAAGUAAGGCCUACUUCCAGAACAUGUGCAGACUGGAAAUCUUUGAAUCCCUCCAACUCUGAAAAUAGAAUGCAGCUUUUAGAGACACCUGAGGUUCCCACUGCAGUGGACUUCACCUUCUCAGAAGACUCACUGGAGUCAGCAUCCCUGCAGAGCGACAGACCUCAGGAGAAAAAACCAAAAGAGAAUCAAACAUACAUUCCUGAAUUGACAAAAAACUCCCUCAGGGGCAUCAUGAGGAAUAUAAUUCUUACUCCCACUGCAGUGCAGAUACCACCUGAUGAGAAAGAAGUCAGUGAGGAAGUGGAACUGCAGCAGCUAGUGAUGAAACUAAAGGAUGCAUUGUCUCUUCAAGCCCAACCAGUUCAACAGUCUGCUUUGCAGCAGGAAUUCUUCUCUACAGCUGAACGUGUUAGCAGAUCCUUUUCUGACCUCAUCAACCAAGUGACUUCACCAGCUUGUAAAUGAUGGAAACUACCAUUUGCCCUUACAGCUUCACUGAACUAUUGAAGUUUAACUUUUACCUCAUUCUGCUGCUUAAAGUAUUCACUGAAGAAUUUUAUCUAGGAAGCUGAAGAGAAAUACAUCCUGUGGUGGCUUUGAUCAACUCAAGCAGUCUUUUAAAUUAUGAACCAGAAUAAUCCAAAGAAAACCAAAAAAGGUGACACAGUUCUCUUGCCAGUCAUGCCACUCUCCAAAUGUACGAAGAUGAUUUCUAGAUCUCCUAGAUCCUUUACUUUUCAAUUAUAACUUUUUUUCUUCUUGAUUUUUGAAUGUAACCCUCUUCUCUGAAGCACUCAAAAUCAUCUUCAAUGACACAUAAGAAGGAAAAAGAAUGCCUUCUUGUAUGAAGUCUAGCCCCUCAGGCAAGUAUCUGUCCACUGAGUCCUACAGUGGAAAGGUUUUAUCAAUAUUACGGCUGAGACACAGAUCAUUAAAACAUAUCUAACGUCUUAGACAAAGGAACUUACAGGUAGAAAACCAGAAUAUAAUGAGCCUGAAUGCAAAAUGAUACACUUUGCAUCUGUUCAAGAGCACUUCAUCUCUGUUGAGAUCCAACAGUUUAGAAGUUUAAUUAAGUCAUGGGGUAUAACUCCAACACAGGACCAAUUUUAUAGAAGUGUCAGUAUGCAGGAAAAAGUCUAACUGAAGAUGGCAAAUACUUUGAAAUAUGGGUAGUACAUUACAGAAGUCUUUCAGUAACUGAUGUCAACGCUUUUUUCUUGCUAGAAACGAAAACAA
Strigops habroptila (Kakapo) is the source of this 2880-nucleotide messenger RNA. It is a transcript of the gene DYTN, whose product is annotated as dystrotelin. Gene Ontology annotation, biological process: synaptic signaling. Gene Ontology annotation, cellular component: plasma membrane. Gene Ontology annotation, molecular function: zinc ion binding. The record is from RefSeq and is a predicted model, not a curated record. Lineage: Eukaryota; Metazoa; Chordata; Aves; Psittaciformes; Psittacidae.